Achroia grisella is the source of this 963-nucleotide messenger RNA. RefSeq lists its product as uncharacterized. Lineage: Eukaryota; Metazoa; Arthropoda; Insecta; Lepidoptera; Pyralidae. Gene Ontology annotation, molecular function: nucleic acid binding. The record is from RefSeq and is a predicted model, not a curated record. The coding region runs from base 94 to 963 and encodes 289 amino acids. The transcript is spliced from 5 exons.
GUUAUUUAUAAUAUAAAUAAUUACUUGUCAGAAAGAAGGUGUGAAGGAAUUGACUCUAUUCCUCUAAACAACAUCACGGACCUUGUUGUCAACAUGACUGGUAUAUCCCGAUCGUCCGUAAUGAAAAUACGAAGAGAAGGUCAGAUCUCAGUUGUAUUUUCUACACCCAAGAAAAAUAAACCUAAAACAAAAAAGAAAAUCAAUUUGGAUGAUUUCGAUCUCUGUGCAAUUAGGCAUAAAUUACAAGAAUUUUAUGCCGUCCGAAAAGAAGUACCGAGUUUGAAGCGGUUGCUUGCAGCUCUGAAAGAAUCAAUAAAUUUUGUUGGUGACAGGGAGUCUCUUCGUUUACUGUUACACAAAUUAGGUUAUAAAUUUAAAAAAUGUAGAAAUCAAAGGACAAUUCUUAUGAAGCGGUAUGAUAUAACUGGGUUCGUCCCUAAUGCUUUAUUAAUUUAUAAUGACAAAGAAAAAAAAGAAGAUUUCCAUGACGCCAUGAAUACAGUUAAUUUUAAGAAAUGGGUAUUGGAUAAAUUAAUACCCAAUUUGCAUGAACCUACCUUAAAACAAAAUAAACCUGACCCAAUAUAUGAAAUAGAUUAUGGUCACAAAAUAGUAAGACUGCCUCCUUAUCAUUGUGACCUCAAUACUAUUGAGAUGAUAUGGGGCAUAGUAAAAGGGAAGGUUGCCACAAAGAAUGUUGGUUUAGACAAUAUCACAUUCAUGCAGCUUGUAAAAAACGGUUUUGAGUCUCAUAUGAAAGUAAAGGCUAAAGAACGUUAUGACGAUAACAUAAGGAAUAUAGCCAAGUUCGAUGUAGACGACAAAGUUAUGUUGAAAGUACCAAAUCCAAACAAUUUAGACCUUAAAUGGGAAGGACCCUUUGCAGUUAUACGAGCUGGUUUUAACCUUAACUAUUUAAUUAAGAAAUCGAAUCGCAACCAAUUAGUGUACGCAAAUAGGUAA